This is a messenger RNA of Chara braunii, 1681 nucleotides long. The record is from the annotation of a GenBank genome assembly. NCBI's taxonomy places the organism in Eukaryota, Viridiplantae, Streptophyta, Charophyceae, Charales, Characeae.
UAUCUACAACGCCCCCGCGACCUUUUAGCGAGCCAUGAACAUGGCUUUUCAGAAUUUCGUGAGAAAGACUCGUUUGGCACAGAGCAUCGUCAACUACUGCGUGAUUGUGUAUAUAGAUGAUAUCUUAAUGUAUUCGAGUUCCUACGAGGGACACGUGCAGCACAUCGAAUGGGCACCGCACGCGUUACGGGAUGCGGGCUUCAAGGUGGCGCUUGAGAAGUGUCAGUUUUUUCUCACCACCAUUUCCUUCCUAGGGCACGUGGUGACAGACAAGGGACUCCAGCCGGAGCCACAGAAGGUGGCAGCUGUCAGGGAUGCGCCGGUGCCUACAACUAUCACGCAAGUUCACGCCUUUCUGGGCCUGGCCUCGUACUACCGAAGAAUUAUCAAGGGCUUCGCGGUGAUUGCGGGACCCCUCACGAAUAUGCUGUGCAAAGAUCAACCGUUGAUCUGGACGCCGGAGUGCGAUCAAGCGUUUUUCAAACUCAAGGCCGCUCUCAUUUCGGUUCCGGUCCUUAUAAGGCCGGAUCCCGAAAAACCUUUUGUUCUCAUCACUGACUGGCAGCCAGAGGCGAUUUCGGCGAUCCUUGUCCAGGUAGGACCAAGCGGACUCGAGAGUGUGGUGGAAUAUGCCUCCAAAUCGGUGCCAGCUUGCAAGCGCAACUACGCCACUCCGACGGGGGAAUGUUACGCGGCUCUAUGGGGAAUCAGCCACUUUCGCGCUUACCUGUACGGGCGAAAGUUCACCUUGGUAACUGAUCAUGAACCCUUGUUAGCUCUGAAGAAAUCGAAGGAUUACUCUGGCAUGAUCGGGCGAUGGGCAACAGUGCUGCAGAGCAUGGACUUUGACAUUCGACAUCGGAAGCACAAGAGACAUGGGAAUGCGGACGGACUGACACGACUGCACCGGCCUGAGAAGGUUCCGAAGAAUGAGGAGCCGGGGCGCCGCCAGCUGAUUGCGCAAGAGCUCAUCGCACCAAUCGUGCAAUUGGCGGACGAUCUCUCGCCCGACAUCUAUUUACAGAGUGACGACAGUCCUGCUCCGUACAUUUUCGAGCGAUCAUUGGAUCCGUACCUUCAGUGGACUGCGUGCUUGGAGGAGCCGAGGGACGAGGAUACGCUACCAUCGCGGCAGGAGUAUCUGAAGCCGUACGAUAUCAUCCCUCACGCCUUUUAUCCGAGGGCAGAGGAAGUGGUGAUCGACGACGACGAAGAAGACGAGGAUGAGAAGACAUUGGAGGAGGGAAGCUAUAGUGAACAUAGUGAGGGCGAGCUGAGCGAAGGAGAAGAGGAGCGAGAAGAAACCGGAUCUGAGUGGGAAGCCUUGCCGGAGGAAGCGACGCGUACGCGAACGGAGGCGGAAGAUCCGGAAACGGCGCGAAAGCGCGAAGAAAUUGCCACCGGGAAGCGCCAGCUGGAGUUCGCCAGCGAAGCUAGCCUGCGCAUCGGUAACGAUCCGACCAGGGAUCCAGAGUUGCCGAAGCCCGAAGAUGGCGACCCUGCAGCCGCCACCUCAAGUACCGCGCGAAGGAGACGGAGUCGAUCCCCCUCCUCCUCCAGCCCCACCCGUCCCCCAGUUUGCCCACGUACCGAUGCGGGCGAUAGGCCUUCGUCCUCGGAUGUUGUCCCGCCAACCCCUUGAUUUCCUCACCCUCGAGCAGAUCCAUACCCCUAUCACCUU